GUCUUUCGCCCAUUGAGGGAUCCGCAGACUAUGUGAGUGUCUUUGUCAAUGGUCGCCUUUGUUCGAUCGUAUCGAGAAACUGCGGGAAUUCUCGUGGACCAUGACCACCGCUAUGAAGAAGGGCAACUUGACGUUAUGGAGCAUCCUCGCUGUCGCUCUUUUGUUGAUCCUUUGCGAACUAAAUAUCAUCCAAGCCGCGCGUGGAUUUCGGCAUAAUGCCAAACAGGCUCCGAGAGGACCGUACGGUCUCCGUCCAGGUCUCAACAAAAACUCGAAAAACGGCGGUCUCUUUCCGUCCACGUUCAACGUCGCCGCGAAGGCGGACAUUUCCGUAAACGCGACAUGCGGCGAGGAAGGCCCGGAGACUUUUUGCAAGCCCUCGGAAUCAACGAGAUGCGGCGUAUGCGAUUCUAAGAGUCCAGAUCCUGGCAAGAGGCACAAUAUCGUCAACGUCCUCGAUACGAAUUCUCAAAGAUGGUGGCAGAGCCCUACGUUAAGCAAAGGCGAUCACUACGAAUACGUCACGAUACUCCUGGAUCUGAAACAGGUCUACCAAGUGGAGUAUGUGAUAGUGAAGACCGCGAAUUCGCCGAGACCCUCGGCCUGGAUCCUCGAGAGAUCCUUAGACGGUGAAAACUUUCAACCGUGGCAGUAUUAUGCUCCGAGUGAUGAAGAAUGCUGGACGAGAUAUUCGGCACCGCCUGUCACAGGCAAGCCCGCUUACGACGACGAAGUUAUAUGUACCAGCCAGUAUUCCAAAUCAGCCCCCGCGGAGAACGCUGAGAUCCACACGUACCUGGUGAACGGUCGGCCCGGAGCUGCGAACCACAGCGCGACUUUGCUGGAAUUCACCCAGGCCAAAUACGUGCGGCUGCGUUUUCAGGGUCUUGUACGUGUCGGCGAGGCUUUCGCCGACAAAAGACGCGUCUUCUACUCGAUAAAGGAAAUCAACAUCGGAGGACGGUGUCUGUGCUCGGGACACGCGUCCCGUUGUCUGUACAGCGUUAAUCACGGGCAUCAGGAAUGCCAAUGCGAGCGCCACACGUGCGGCGAAAGAUGCGAAAAAUGCUGCCCCAUGUACAAUCAGAUUCCAUGGAGGCCCGGCACAGCUGGCAAGGGCUUUCACUGCGAGACGUGCAACUGCAACGGCCACGCAAACUCCUGUAUAUACGACCAGGAAGUGGCCGACAGGAGAAUGUCUAUGGAUAUCCGUGGGAAAUAUCGAGGCGGCGGCGUUUGCGUCAAUUGCACGGGACAUACGGCUGGUAUUAAUUGCGAAAAGUGCGAGAUCGGCUACUACAGACCAAACGGUGUUGCGCCUGAUACACCAGAACCAUGCAUGCCCUGCAACUGCAACGUGUACGGUAGUACAGGCUAUUGCACUCCCGACGACUCCUACACACGUAUAGGAAAGGUAGCAGGUGCCUGCGAGUGCAAGCCAGGAUAUUCGGGAUACAAAUGCGAUCAGUGUGCGGCCGGUUAUCGACAGUUUCCCGACUGCUUGACGUGUCCCUGCGAUUCCCGCGGGAUUCUACCGUCUCACGAUUGCGAGGGUGACUGUUUGUGCAAGGCGAACGUCGCCGGAGAUUUCUGCGAUCGCUGUAAAUCCGGAUACUUUGCACUCACGAAAGAUAAUCUCGACGGUUGUUUGCCCUGUUAUUGCUCCGAUACAACAUCUCGUUGCACCGCUGCUAAGUUAUCGUAUAGUAUGAUUUCUACGUUAGAGAACUGGUUGGUGACGGACAUGAACGCGUCUCGGCCAGUUGCUCCAACCUUGAACAACGACAACGGAUGGUUAACCGUGACAGCGUUCGAGGUCGAAUACGACAGCCCUUUCUGGCUGGCACCACAGAUCUACACGGGAAAUCGUGUGUCCUCGUAUGGCAGCAAUCUCACAUACUCGGUUAUGUGGGUUGUUAUGCGAGGUGAUACCAGCGGUAAACCCACCAUGGAACCCAGCGUCAUUUUAGUCGGUAACAACGGGAUGCGCAUAGCGUAUGGUGAGGAACAGUAUAAUGGUCAAGAGGCUGAAAUCGUGGUGCCUCUGCGAGAACACGGUUGGUAUCACGUGCGAGAAGAAGUUCAGGAUAUUUCGGCAAAACUAAGGUUGAGGAGAACCGAAUUUCGCGGUGAUCCCGUGACGAGGACGCAGAUGAUGCGCGUUCUCGCUGAUUUGAAGUAUCUGAUGAUAAGAGCGCGGUAUCAUUCGGAGCAAAUCGAGGGAGGACUUCAAUCUGCCAUAUUGGCAGUGGGCGAAUUAUCACUGGAUGGCGAAAGCGACACUUUAGUUGAAAUGUGCGAAUGUCCCGAGGGAUACACGGGAAUGUCCUGCGAAAGUUGUGCUUGGGGAUAUGUGAACGUGCCGACCAAUAGUUCCGAUCAUCAGGAUCGUCAUACAUGCAUGAAAUGUGACUGCAACGGCCACGCGGGCUCCUGUGAUCUAGUGACGGGUGAAUGUGGAAUGUGCGAACACCAUACAGUGGGUCCAAAAUGCGAUCGUUGCACCACAGGAUAUUACGGUAUCGCAACGAGAGGCAGCAGCGAAGAUUGCAAGAAAUGCGCUUGUCCACUUGCCAUCGAAUCGAACAAUUUCAGUCCGAAUUGUCAGCUCGAUGAACCGACCGAUAUUAACAGUGGAUACGUGUGCACGCAAUGUCCCGAAGGCUACGCCGGAAAUCAUUGCGAAAGUUGUGAUGUAGGAUUCUACGGCAAUCCUAUGACACCCGGGGGCACUUGUCAGCAGUGUCCUUGUAAUGGUGGUGCCUGCGAUCAAGAAACGGGUCGCUGCUUAGAGUGUCUCGGCAACACCGAAGGCUGGAAAUGCGACAAGUGCAAAAAAGCGCAUUUCGGAAAUCCUUUGGACCAGAAUUGCAUGCCGUGCAACUGCUUUCCCCUUGGUAGCAAUUCGGUCGAAUGCGAGCAAACGACCGGUCAGUGUCCCUGCGGGCAUUUGUUCACUGGUCGUGACUGUUCCUCUUGCAUCGAGGGCUUCGGGAACGUGACUGCAGGUUGCCGGGAAUGCGACUGCGACGUGGGUGCCACGAGCGACGGAUUCUGCGAUCCCGUAAGUGGCAUGUGCAGGUGCGCGCCGAAUGUCAUCGGCUUCCGGUGCGAUCGCUGCGACGUGGACCACUACGGCUUGUCAGCGAGUGGCUGCAAGAGAUGUGGCUGCAGUAACUUGGGCUCUACGAGUUCAGCUUGUGACAUCGUGACCGGGCAAUGUCAGUGCAAACCGCAAGUUAUCGGCAGGCAGUGCGACGAAUGCAAGGUUGGUUAUUGGGGGCUGACAACAGGGGCAGGUUGCACAGCUUGUGACUGCGAUUCCAUGGGCUCCUACAACGCUUCCUGUCACAGGGACACAGGACAAUGCUAUUGUAAGCCGGGUGUAACUGGCUUGCGAUGUGAUAGUUGUCUCUCUGGGUAUUAUGGAUUUUCAUCCAAUGGUUGUCAAUUAUGCGACUCCUGCGUGCGACCCGGUCACGUGUGCGACCCUGACACCGGUCGUUGCGUAUGUCCCCGGUUGACCUAUGGCGAGCACUGCGACCGAUGCAGACCUGGUGCUUGGGAUCUAGUACCGCAAGUUGGCUGCAGACCCUGCGCGUGCACAUUAGGUGCUACGCGACCCCAGUGCGAUCACCAGGGUCAGUGCCCCUGCAGGAUUGGCUACGACGGACUCAGGUGCGAGAGAUGCGCCAGAGGAUACUACGGUUACCCAAGGUGUCGUCCUUGCGGAUGUAACGUCGCCGGCACGACUCAGUGCCGGGACGGUGUCUGCGAAUGCGAUGACAAAGGACAGUGUCCCUGCAAAGAACUGGUCAUUGGACGACAGUGCAAUCAAUGCAAAGAAGGCACAUUUGGUCUCGCGGUGGAUAACGUCAGAGGAUGCACUGAGUGCUUCUGCUUCGGAAGGAGCACACUGUGUCAACAGGCUGGACUCAGUUGGGGUCAACGAAGAUUGACACGACCUCGUGUUCUUCACUUCAACGAGACGAUCAGCGACGUAACAAUAAUGAGUUUUGGCACCACAAUCGUACUGCCAACGGUGAACGGUGGCUUAAACGUGACGAACGGCCUCUCCGUAAUCCCCGGAUCUGAUGGUGACGUCACGUUGCCUCCUAAUCUUUACUACAAUUAUCCUCUAUAUUGGAGAUUGCCGGAUUCCUUCCUAGGCGAUAAGGUCGUCUCUUACGGAGGAUUCCUGCGUUUUAAAACUUUAACGGAAGGUGGAAUACCUUUAAGAUCGAAUUUUAGAUAUCCUAUUGUGCAGUUGCAAGGCAAUAACAAGAUUGUCCUAGAAUAUUAUUUACAUCUACCAGCGAACAAUAAUCAUUAUGAAGUCAGAUUCCAUGAGUCGUUAUGGCAGUUACAAAAUAGGCCGGAUUACAAAGUCUCCAGGGAGGUGCUAAUGGUUGCGUUACAAAAUCUUCAGUAUAUCCUUGUAAAAGCUUCGGAUAGCGCCGAAUUUACAAAGACCACACUCCUGGAGGCAUCUCUCGACGCCGCCGUCUUGACGCCCACGCACUCGCCACCGUUGGCGAUCGGAAUCGAGAUCUGCGAGUGCCCGUCGGAAUACAACGGCACGUCCUGCCAGGAUCCCAGCAUCGGCUUCUACAGAUGGUACAAGAACACCACCGCCACAUCCACCAUCGUGAUUGAUCUUGUCGGACAAGCUAGGCGCUGCCAGUGCAACGGGAGAUCCGAUGUGUGCGACAGGGAGACGGGAUAUUGCUUGAACUGUCAAGAAAACACGGUUGGCGCAUAUUGCAAUGUUUGUGCUGACAGUUUCUACGGUCAUCCAGAAUUCGGAGGCUGCAAACCAUGUCCGUGUCCACAAGUCGACAAAAGAUUCUCGAGUACUUGCAUCAUUCGUGCGAAUAAUGAACCCAUUUGUCAUUGCAAGCCAGGAUACAUCGGUAGAAAAUGCGAACGCUGUGCGUAUGGUUACUAUGGUUCUCCUAGUCUUCCGGACGGCAAGUGUGUUCCGUGCAAUUGUCACUUGGCAGGAAGUUUGAGCGACGCUUGCGACAACAAGACGGGACAGUGUAAAUGCAGACCUGGGUCUACGGGCAGGGAUUGCUCUCAGUGCACGGCGUAUCGUCACGUUUACAUAAAUGACGUUUGCACCUCGUGCGAUGACAAUUGCACGGGAAUUUUGUUGAACACCGUCGUAGCCUUAUCCGACGAGUUGGCAGCGGGAACGAGUCACAUAGCAGACGGAUAUAUUCCACCCCCGUGGGAGGCAUUGACUUCUGUCGAUUCCGUCGUCAGCGAGCAUCUCAAAGAACUGGAAUUACGGACUCGUCUACAGGAAAGAAUGAAGACUGUACCUUGGCACGAAUACAAGAAACUUGCAGAAGAUGUUGAAAUUAUGUUAAGAAACAUGACCAAGUGUGCGAAAUAUGCCGAUACCUUGAAGCUCAAAAGUGGCGAUUUAAAAAAUAAUAUUUUCACCGGAAAAAUCAUGCUUAAUAAUAUAAAAAAAGAUAUAAAAGAUACGACUUCGGAACUCAAUCAAUACAGCAACGACAAUAGGAGAAUAGAAAUCAAGAAGGCUUUGAAAACGGGGAAGAUAAUCUUGAAUCAUCUAAAAUCUGUUAAUAUAGACCAGAGAACUAUGGAAGUAGAAGCUUUCCUCGACGACUUCACCAAGUACGUGGCAUGGUUGAACUCUCUUUACGACACUACCGAGCCUUUAUCAGCCGCUCAGGAUGAUGUUAAAGAUUACGAGAGAAAGUUAAACGACAUGAGAACAAUCAUAGAAAGGACCAUGGAAACGUUGUUCAACUACGACGGUUUGUACAACCGUAUCAACAAGACACAUGUCGAAACUAGGAAUCAGUACGCUCGCAUCGAGACGUUGCAUGAGGGAACGAACGAAUUAAUAUCUGACGGAAAGAAACUCAUCGACGAGGCUCUAGGUUUGCUCGUCGACGCGGGCAACAACAUUCAAGACCAGUCGGACUGGCGAGAUAAAUUGGCGAACUCAACAGAGGAACUCACUAGGAAGGAGGAACACCAAUACCAACUGAAUUACGAGUACUCCAAGAAAUUUGUAACCCCAGCGAUGAAGCACGCGAAGAAUCUAUCCAGUUACGUCGACCAGUAUGUCAGUCUCUUCGCCGAGACGCGAGACAUCGCGGCGAGUCCUCUAAAAGCCAGCCAGGCCUACAAGAACAUCGUCGAUGAUCUGCAAGCAGCGAAAGUCACCGCGAUGGCAGCCAAGGAAAUCAUCGAAGAAGUACGUGAAAAGGCUUUCCCCCCUUCGGGACAGAAAUCGCUGCUGAACGAUGCCAAGGAUGUAUUAGCCAAAUCUUCGCAGCAAUGGAAAUUAGCGAAGGAGCACGGUAAACUCAUUAAGGACGCGAACGCCGAGUUGGAAGCUCAGAAGCAAGCUGUGCUCGUGCUGAAGAAUACAUUGAACAACACUGGCAUAAAGGACAAUGAGAUAAAUGUGAAAUUGCGAGAGCUGCAUAGCAAUAGCAAGAAAUUGCAUGAGGAUCUAUUAAAUAUCUUGGAGGAGAAUAAUGAAGUAACGGAAUCUGUUAGCGAUACGCAACGACUGAUUGACGAUUACAAACAAGGCAUUGCUGACAGACUGAAGCCGAAGUUGCAGGAUUUAAAACGCGAAGGCGAUACGAAAAUCGGCCUGGCUAGCGAAAAACUGUCAGAAGCGCUGAGCAAUAUUAAGAUAGCCGAUGUGAAGUUGACAAGCUUGUCCAACACCGCGAUGAAGCAAAAAGCCGUCUUCGACAAGUGGAACGAUACCUUGGCUACGAAACUGCAGAAUCUCAAAGAUAAAAUCGCAGAGGCCCGAAACACCGCCGAUGGGAUUCGCGUGUCUCUGAGAUCCGUAGAGGGUAAAGAAUGUAUCCGUUCGUAUAGACCAACGAUGUUGCAAUCUUCAGCAACGACUUCGAUCGUGAUGACUUUCGCGCUUCCGACCGCCCGCAAGGAAGGUUCACUGUUUUACUUGCCCAGCGGAAUUAAUGACGAUUUCGUUGCUCUGGAGAUAGUGGACAGAAGAGUGCGAUUUUUGUGGAAUGUCGGCGGCGGUACAGGUGUCCUGACGCAUCCUGAGAUUCUUGAAAGCGGUGAUUUGCAGAAUGACAGAUCUUGGUACAGAAUCGAGGCCGAAAGAACUCGACACACGGGUAAAUUGAGCGUGCUGAGGCAGACGUCGACGUCCGGAAAGUAUCUCCCCGUCAUUAAUUCGACCAAUUCCGAAUACGGCCGUUUCGACGUUCUACCUACGGAUCGAGUAUGGAUAGGAGGUAUUCCUAAGUCACAGAGAAGGCCAACGGAACUGAUGGCUACCAACGGACUUCCGGCUUGUAUUCAUCAGGUGAUCCUUGAUGGAAGACACAUCGGUCUCUGGAAUUUCAUUACGACCGCGCCAGACUGGGCUUGUAAAGCUUGCGUGGAAGGAGUGGAGGACACCAGAGAUGAUAUAUCUUAUAGUUUCAAUGGCGAGGGAUACGCCGUGAGAAACAGAGUCUCGUCUGGUACUCCCUACAACAAAUAUAUGUUUGGGGUCUCUAUCAAUUUUCGGACAUAUGAUGAGAAUGCAUUAUUAUUUCUGGCCAUCAACAAAGAUAAUAAUCAUCACAUCAUGAUCUUCCUGCGAGAAGGCAGGGUGAUACUCCACGUCGGCUACGGCGGAAACGUCAGUAUGGAAAUGUCCUCGACGCACAAAUACAACACCGGCAAUUGGACGAAGGUGGACGCUUUCAGACAGUAUCAGGUUCGCAAGAACAUCGAGAAGUGCAGUCUGAGCAUCGGCGGCGAUAACGACAAGCGAAUCGGUGCACCCACGCCGCAACCCAAGAAGGAAGACAUCCCGGAUUUGAAACAAGCCAAAUAUUACAUCGGUGGGUUACCACCCAGUUUCCGCGCCGAGAAACUGAUGCUGCCCUCGCAGGUGUCCUUCCUCGGUUGCAUGGCGAAUAUCGAAGUGCAAGAGGGUUACAAUCCAAUGGCCGAACAAUAUUACGGGGUGGAACCCAGUUGUAGCAACAAGCCGUUGAAGAUCGUCGGAUUUUACGGAGAUGGAUACCUCGAGCAUCCCGCAUUCACUUUACGAAAGAUCCACUCUGUUCUGAGUUUCUCCUUCAGGACCAUGCAAGAGGCUGCUAUGCUGCUUCUUUCCACGUUCGAAGGUCGCGAAGAUAGAUUGAACGAUAGCACGAGAAAAGAAGCACAAAGAGAAAGCUAUUACUCCGUUUGCAUACUUAAUGGACAAGUGCAAGUUCGUUUGAACGCCGGCAAAGGCGAGCUGGUUCUCCAAUCCAACAAUACUUUCAACGACGGAAAGUAUCAUUCGGUCACCAUCAUCAAGAAGAGGAAAGAGGUGGAAUUGAGGAUCGAUGACGCGUAUCAGACCACAGGAAGAUUACCUUCCAGCAUCGCGAUCAUAGCUCCCGAUGCGGACGGAGGACUCUUCUUUGGUGGGCUACCUGCUCUCAUCAAUAACACCAAGAUGGUCGCCACGAAUACACCGCUAUAUGGUGCUAUCAGGGAUGUGAUUUUCAACGACGAAAUUCUUCGAUUCGACGAUGCCGUUAAUUUUGAUCACGCUUUAAUCGGUCGUCCUGGACCGAGCAUGGGAAAAGAUAUGCCGAGUUACGCACCCUCGGCCUCGUUAUCUCGAGGAAUGUCCACGCAACCGGAAGGAUGUCAGAAGGUGCCUUAUUACUCGCUGGAACCGGGUGCUCUGAAAUUUGGCGACAAGCCGAACAGUCACACGCAGCUCUACCUCAACUUCAAGAAAUUUUGGGAGAAGACGUACACGAUUGAAUUCGACUUCAGGACGUACUAUCCCAACGGGCUGCUCUUCAUCACUCCGGGUAUGAGGUUGAAACACUAUCUGAUGAUGGUCAUCCGAGACGGACAGCUUCUUCUCUUGAUGAAGAAUAAGCAGAGAAAAGAGAUGCUGCUCAAAACGCCAUUCAACGAUGGCAAUUGGCAUCACGUCGUCCUCAGUCAUGAGGAGAGAAAGCUGACUCUAUUAGUGGACACCCAGACACCGCGAGUCCUCAAAAUACCGAGGAGGAUCAAUCUAGCAUACAUGAUGUAUAUCGGUGGCCUUCCGGAAAGUGGGACACCGAUCCCAGAGCAAGUAGUCGUCAAACUGGAGACUCUGAAGGGUUGUAUCAGAGGUCUGAAAGUCAAUGGAAACGUAUACGACAUGGUAGGCUCCAAUAGCAGAGCUUUUAAUGUCGGCCAGUGCUUCCCGAGCGUCGAAAGCGGGGCAUACUUUCAGGAUGAGGCUUACGCCGUUUAUCAGAACAACUUCGAGCUGGGUGCCGUGCUCGAACUCCAGCUGGAGUUUAGAACAUCGGAAUUGUCCGGGGUGUUGUUGUCGAUCAGCGCGCCCGGCGGUUCACCCUCUCUAUCGCUGGAACUCAAUAACGGCCGAGUAAUCAUGUCAGGUGAUCUAGGUGAUCAUAAUCCUUUGUACGUGGAGCAAGGAUUCGCCAGCCCGUACGCGAUCUGCGACAAUCGAUGGCACCGAAUCCAGGCCGUGUACAAUGACGAGGAGUUGGCGCUCAAGGUCGACGAGUUGGAUCAGAAAUACGGUCUGCCUGCGAACGUCAAUUAUCAUUUCAUGAGCUCCACCGCCUCCGGCCCGUUGUAUAUAGGUGGUAUACCAGCAUCCGCUCAGAAAGGCUCGUUGAUAACGAGGGACCAUUUCAACGGGUGCAUCAGGAAUGUGAUGAUAGGAGGGGAGAGACGAGACUGGACGGACAUGGCCGAGCUGCACAACAUUCAUCUGAGCUCCUGCCCGGUUCAAUGAUAGCGGAACGCCAAGAGAGACACAAUUAUCGCCUCGAUGAUCAGCAUUUUUUUUAAUAAUAAAUAGUUCCAAAGACUGCUCGAGAAGUUCGCGAACACACCGGGUCUAAAGUGCCAUAUAUUCGCAGACGACGAUUUUUUAAGACGUAAGACUAACAAAGCCAAAAGAUGCUAAAUCGUUUUUCUUAGGCUAAAGAUCAUAACUUAAAGGAUAGAAAAAAAAGAGAAAAGGACGCGUCGGUUUUCGCGACAAGAUGAUGUAAAUGAUGGCACGAACGAACAAUUUCGUCGAGCGGAAGACAUUUUCGCGCAGAUAGCGAGUAAAUAUGCCACUGCCAUAUAUAUAGAUAUAUAUAGGUAUAUAUGUAUAAUAUAUAUAGUUUAAUUACUUUCGCCGCGAACAAUAUCUGUGUACAUCAGUAUUUAAAAGCCAUUAUUUAUUAUUGUUAACGUAGAUCCAAUCUAAACGUGAUCUCGUGAUCGUCGCGUCGACGAUAGAGCGAAUUAAUACGCGAAUUAUACGAUUUUGUACUUUUAUAGCGAAUAUAUAGCGAAUAUAUAGUAAGACUCUAUAUGUACAUUGUAGGAGAUUGAUCUUGCUUGAAAGAGAUUUCGAAGAAAAAGAAAAAAGAGAGUAAAGCACAAGUGCCCUGUAAAAAAUAAAAGUGUCCUUUAAUCACGCACACAGAGGGGAAGUUAAUCUUCGAAGAAUAUUUUUAAUAUUUAAUAAUUUUCUCUCUCGAUAUACACAUUCACACAUUCUCUUAUUGAACUGUAAUAUAUUAUACAUACGCAAAAUUGAAAUUAACAAAUGGCGCACAUCCGCUGUUAUGUAUAAAAUAUAUAUAUAUAUAUAUAUACACACAACAAGAGAA
Nylanderia fulva is the source of this 10667-nucleotide messenger RNA. RefSeq names its product wing blister (gene wb). The record is from RefSeq and is a predicted model, not a curated record. Lineage: Eukaryota; Metazoa; Arthropoda; Insecta; Hymenoptera; Formicidae. Gene Ontology annotation, biological process: tissue development; animal organ morphogenesis.